This is a messenger RNA of Fulmarus glacialis (Northern fulmar), 415 nucleotides long. RefSeq names its product cadherin-18-like. The annotation marks the transcript as partial. Gene Ontology annotation, cellular component: catenin complex; plasma membrane; adherens junction. Gene Ontology annotation, biological process: calcium-dependent cell-cell adhesion; cell-cell junction assembly; multicellular organism development. Lineage: Eukaryota; Metazoa; Chordata; Aves; Procellariiformes; Procellariidae. Gene Ontology annotation, molecular function: calcium ion binding; cadherin binding. The record is from RefSeq and is a predicted model, not a curated record. The transcript is spliced from 2 exons.
CUGCACUCCAAUUCUGACAAAGGUGAUGGAUCAGUCAAAUACAUUCUUACUGGAGAAGGGGCGGGGACUAUAUUUAUUAUUGAUGACACGACUGGAGACAUCCAUUCAACCAAAAGCCUAGAUCGAGAGCAGAAGACACACUAUGUGCUUCAUGCCCAAGCUAUUGAUAGACGGACAAAUAAGCCACUCGAGCCUGAAUCUGAAUUUAUUAUCAAAGUGCAGGAUAUCAACGACAAUGCACCAAAAUUUACAGAUGGACCAUACAUUGUUACUGUGCCAGAGAUGUCUGAAAUGGGUACAUCUGUUCUACAGGUGACAGCCACAGAUGCAGAUGACCCUACAUAUGGAAACAGCGCCAGAGUAGUGUACAGUAUUCUUCAGGGACAGCCAUAUUUCUCUGUUGACCCUAAAACAG